Symbiodinium sp. CCMP2456 is the source of this 333-nucleotide messenger RNA. NCBI's taxonomy places the organism in Eukaryota, Dinophyceae, Suessiales, Symbiodiniaceae. The record is from the annotation of a GenBank genome assembly.
AUGAAACAUUUCGUGUCCUCACUCGUCGCAACCCCACCAGGUUACUACAGCGGCCACGGGUCUGAUUACGACGCAUAUGGAGGCGGGAGCCACAGCUACGAGCAUGGACAUGGCCCCAGCCACGGAUAUGGCACUGGCUACGGCCACGGCUAUGGCUACGAUCAAAGCUAUGGUUCUGCCCCCGGCUAUGAUCCGUAUGGCCAGGGCGGGUACGCAGGAUAUCCGCCACAGGAAAGCUAUGCUGGAGGUGAGCACCACGACGAGCCAUCUUGGCAAGAGCGUGGCUACGGUGGUGGAGAGGGCAGUGCCGUCGAGGGAGAAGAUCCGGAACAG